This is a messenger RNA of Numida meleagris (helmeted guineafowl), 1730 nucleotides long. RefSeq names its product solute carrier family 35 member A1 (gene SLC35A1). Gene Ontology annotation, molecular function: pyrimidine nucleotide-sugar transmembrane transporter activity. Gene Ontology annotation, biological process: pyrimidine nucleotide-sugar transmembrane transport. The record is from RefSeq and is a predicted model, not a curated record. The coding region runs from base 117 to 1250 and encodes 377 amino acids. Gene Ontology annotation, cellular component: Golgi membrane. Lineage: Eukaryota; Metazoa; Chordata; Aves; Galliformes; Numididae. The transcript has 9 exons.
GGUGAGACGCGGAGGGGCGGGGCGCUCUAGGCGGCCGUGCCGCUCUCUAUGGUGAAUGGGAGGAGCGGCGGGGCGCGGCGGGCAGCCCCGGCCCGGCGGCCCUUCCUACCGGCACCAUGUCGCCUCCGAAAGAAAAUGUCAGCCUGCUGUUCAAGCUGUACUGCCUCACGGUGAUGACCCUGGUCACUGCCACGUACACUGUGGCGCUGCGCUACACGAGGACAGCAGAGACAGAGCUCUACUUUUCAACGACAGCUGUGUGCAUCACCGAAGUCAUCAAGCUGUUUCUGAGUGUGGGCAUCUUGGCUAGGGCAGCAGGGAGCUGCACGCCGUGCCUGACCGGGUUGUGUGUGUGGGUGGGUGCAGCUCUGGCUGCUCCUUCAGCACAAGUGAAGAGAGGAGCCCGAGGCUGGCUGAAGAGUGGGAGAGAAUCGGGAAGUCUGGCAAGGUUAAUAACAUCUUUAAAAGAAAAUGUCUUUGGAAGUCCCAAGGAAUUGCUAAAAUUAAGUGUUCCAUCUUUGGUGUAUGCUGUCCAAAACAAUAUGGCGUUUGUGGCUCUUAGCAACUUGGAUGCAGCGGUCUACCAGGUGACGUACCAGUUAAAGAUCCCCUGCACGGCGUUAUGUACAGUCCUAAUGCUAAACCGUACCCUGAGCAAACUGCAGUGGUUCUCUGUCUUCAUGCUGUGUGGCGGCGUUAUACUUGUUCAGUGGAAGCCUGCUCAGGCUACCAAAGUGCAGGUGGAGCAGAACCCAUGGCUAGGGUUUGGAGCCAUAACUAUUGCUGUAAUAUGUUCGGGAUUUGCAGGAGUUUAUUUUGAGAAGGUAUUAAAGAGUUCAGAUACUUCCUUGUGGGUGAGGAAUAUUCAGAUGUACCUAUCGGGGAUCGUGGUGACUUUGGUUGGUGUGUACAUGUCAGAUGGAGCCCAAGUUCUGGAGAAAGGGUUUUUCUAUGGCUACACCUGCUUUGUCUGGCUUGUCAUCUUUCUCGCCAGUGUGGGUGGCCUCUACACUUCGGUUGUUGUGAAGUACACAGAUAACAUAAUGAAAGGCUUUUCUGCAGCAGCAGCCAUUGUUCUUUCUACUGUGGCCUCAGUCAUCCUCUUCGGUCUCCAGAUAACUGUUACCUUUUCCCUGGGUGCUCUCCUGGUGUGUAUUUCUAUUUACCUCUAUGGAUUACCUCGACAGGACACCACAAAAAUCCCGCCGUCAGAGACUAAAAGUUCAAAAGAGAGACUUGUUGCUGUGUAACGGCCUUGGAAACGGACAGACAGACGAGGAAAAAAAGGACUUUAAAAAGAAAAAAACUGAAUUUUUUUAAAUUAGCCUUAAACUAGUUUUGAAAUGGUUUAAGGGGGAUAGAUUAAAAGCAGAAGUUCUUUCUUUUUUACAUGUGAAGUUACCAGUGGUUGGUGCUGAGGCUUCGUUACUGCUGAGAGCUGGAUGGGUGUCAGACAAUGAAGAGUUCCAUUUACAAGGAAAGCAGAAUGAAGGAACUGAACACUCAAUUGUAUAUAAUGUAUAUAAUGGAGCAAAAUUGGUUCUUACGGUGCAUUUGAUAAACUGUCUUUACCCUGUGAGGGAAAAAAUGCCCUAAAGCUUCAAAAAAAAAAAUCUAUUAAAAAGAGCAAUUACUGCCAGCAUUUUUUCUUAAACCGUUUGGCAAUUGCAGUGUGAUUGGUCACAGGAGAGGUUUCUCUUCGAGGUAAUACAUAUCAUAUGAACAAAGUA